Molecule: messenger RNA, 783 nt
Organism: Heterotrigona itama
Lineage: Eukaryota; Metazoa; Arthropoda; Insecta; Hymenoptera; Apidae
Source: the annotation of a GenBank genome assembly
AUGCUGAAUAACCGAUCGACCGCUCACGUCGUUCCUUCGUGGGACACGUGUAUAGAAGCUCUGUUCGACGCGCAUCUGCCAAUUAAAUUCGCCUUCACCGGGCGACUUUCCCUGCACGACAUCACUCGAGAUGGAUUUUACGUGCUGCGAAGAAACAUCUGCAGCUUUCCUAUAUUGGACGAUGUCUUCCGUUUCAAGUUCUGCCCCCUGGAGCCGAUUUACGUGGUUAACUGCAUUCAGGAAAAUCCGUACGAACUGAGCUUGGAAGGGCCCAAGCAAGCGAGCCACGCGAUCAACGACAGAGGCGUUUUCUUGUCCAGAGAAAUAUUACAAUUGACGAUGGACUCCAAGUUCGGCCUCCAGUGCGACUCCUCCCUCUACGAUUACGUGCAGCUGUUCAAAUGCAAGUUGAUCGCGGCCGAGUCGAAGAACGUAGUGUCGAGGACGACGCGAGGAUUCGUGGACGUCGGCUACGUGGCCUCGCGCGCCAGGAUGCUGGCCAAAUUUGUGGCGCGACAGAUGUCGGGCCCUGAUCCUUUGAUCAGAUGCAUGGAUCAUCAGCUAGAAAUUCAUCUGAAGGAGAUCAAGAGGAGCAUAGAGACCAGCGUGAUACCGCUAGGGAUGUUGAAAGUCGGUUCUUACUUUGAGAGAGCCCUGCUCUUCAAAGUAAUCGCGGACAGGGUGCACUUGCCAGCUGCGUUGGUGCGGGGACAGUACGGGAAAGCUUGGAUCGAAAUUGCGGUGCCGGAGGCAUGGAGAAUCUUGGGUUCUCUUUCAUUUUGA